UAACAAGCUAAAAAUUCCUGGAUCCACCAUCGCAAAUGUUCGCGCAACUUUUCGACUCGGCCAAACGGAUCUUGAAUCCCGCGUCCCCUGCCCAAGAACAACCUGAGGAGACGGCAGAACCAAAGCUUCGACGCCACAUCGAUAUCACAAUGGUGGUGACACGGCGAGGCGCAGGGACGGAUACUCCGCGCUCGGAGACGGCGACACCGCGGAGCUCGAGCAGGAAACGCAUCGGGAAGAGGGAGUUGGAGGGGCUGGAGACGCCGACAAUCUCGGCGGCUAAGAGGCAGAAGAAGGUUGCGCCACAGAAGAAGGAAAUCGAAGAGACACCAGAGCCAGACGCACCUUCGCCCGAAGUCGCAGGGGAGAGCUCAGACACCAUCGACGUCGCCGUCCCCGAGCUGGACUUUUCAGAGGCAGACAAGCUCCCCAUCCGUCGCCGCGCAGGGAGCCCUAGGGUUGUCGUCGCUCACAAGCCCUCGCCGCCUGUGGAGGACAGCGUUGCGGACUUGCACGACGACGAGGAAGCCACGCCCACGCAGGAUAAUGCCUUCCACACGCCAGAACAACAGGCUAGCUCCGUGUACGCGACGCCAGCCACGAGGAGGAAGCAGGAGGCAUCGCCCACGCCAAAAGUCAAAUCGACCAAGGACCGAACACCUGCCUCAGCGAAGAAGAGCGGGCGCAAGACGAAGCCAGACGAGACCACGCCAAGAGCACUGAAAUUCGUCGACGAGAUCCCGUCAUCCACACAGGAGAGCGAACAAACCCCCAUCGCCUCUCAAAGUGCUCCAACGACUGCAUCACCCUUGAAAAAGGCACACGUGCGCUUCGGCAGCGAGGAACCCCAAGUAGACCUCGCGCUCCUCGCAGCCCUCCAGCCCACACCAGCACAACCAGAAAUGAACGACGGCGACGACUCGGCCAGCGACUCGGACGAAGCCCCCGACGUAGUCACCACCGCGUCCGCCGCCUCGAAGCUCAAGCUCGCCGAAGCAGACGCAGCCCGCGCCCGCGCCCGCGCCCUGCAAGUCCAGCAAGAAAAAGAGCGCUCGCAGCGCACAGCCCGCGAGCAGCGCCUGGCCUCUGAGCGCGCCGAGAAGCUCAAGCGCGAGGAGAAGAAAGCAGCCAAACUCGCAAAAGCACUCGCCAAGCAAACCCAGCACUCCUCAUCCGCUUCCGCCCAAGCCCCCACCACCCCCCUAGACCCACACAACCUCCCCGCCCUCCUCCCCGACGCCCUCCUCUCCGCAAUCGACCACGCCCGACCCCCCACCCCGCCCCCCGAGCGCCACGCAAAAACAGACGAACAGCGCCGCAAGGAGAAACUGAACCACCACAUCAAGUUCCUCGAGCGCGGCGACACGCUGCCCAAGGAUGUGCGGAAGGGGAAGCUGAGUGUUGCCGUGCUGCGCGGGCAGAAUAAGGUGCUGCCGCCAAAGGCGAAUAGGGAUUCGCGGAAUGUGAGGGAGCAUUGGUUGAAGGGGAGGAAGGUGGAGAAGAGGAAGGGUGGGAAGGCGAAUUUUCUGCAUAGCAGGGUGGAGAGGAGGGCGCAUGGUGGGGGGAGUAGGGGGUUUUUGAGGGGGGAGGAUUAG
This is a messenger RNA of Dothidotthia symphoricarpi CBS 119687, 1595 nucleotides long. RefSeq lists its product as uncharacterized. The transcript has a single exon. NCBI's taxonomy places the organism in Eukaryota, Fungi, Ascomycota, Dothideomycetes, Pleosporales, Dothidotthiaceae. Gene Ontology annotation, biological process: rRNA processing. The record is from RefSeq and is a predicted model, not a curated record. Bases 36 to 1595 code for a protein of 519 amino acids. Gene Ontology annotation, molecular function: snoRNA binding.